Porites lobata is the source of this 8262-nucleotide messenger RNA. Lineage: Eukaryota; Metazoa; Cnidaria; Anthozoa; Scleractinia; Poritidae. The record is from the annotation of a GenBank genome assembly.
CUUCAUGAAUGCUGCACAAAGAAACAAGAGAAACAGUACGCACGUGCAGUGUUUUCACGGGUGCUUUUCCGUUGACAUGUAAAACUACUGUGACUGAGAGUAAAAAAACACAGUGUAACAGAUGUUUUUUUAUUCAUUCCUGGUUGGCACAGAGCGAGGUAAGUACACGGUUAGCUUCUCCCGUUUUUUCUACGCUUUUUCCCGGGAGCCUGUCUAAAGAACAGUAUGUAUUUAACUAAAAACGUUUAUUCUGGUUGUAAAUAACUGUAUUAAACCAACGGUGUUGGGAAGGGGCAUUUCAUUCCCCUAUCAAAAGAUGGUGCGGGUGACUCGACAGACCGCAAGUUAAAUUUCCAUGGACUGCAGUGGAAAACAAAAAUAUUUUUCGGAAAUACAGCGUUUCAAGAACCACAGAACUAAAAAGAAUAUGAUCAGUCAUUUUUUCUGUGGCCUUAUUUAAGCAAUUGUAAUCUUGGUUUUAAAUUUGAAUUUUUAAUCUUUGUUUGAUUUUGACAGAAUGGUAAUGUAUUAUAUUGUGUUUGAAAGAAAGGGAAAUAAAAUUUGAACCUUCUAGAUAUAAAAUAGAGACUUAUGUAUGUGUUCCAGCGAAUUUCGUCGCGCGCCUUGCCAGUUAUAUCAUAUUUGCAAGAUAUAUAUCUUAACGCAAAUGUGGACGGCAAACUGCGAGUGUUAUAUGCACAGAACACGGGUUUAUAAAAGCAAGUAGUUCUUAAAUUAUAAAUCCCUAUUUCAGUUAUUAUAACCCGCCUUUAUAUAAACUCCCCUAUCGUUGAGUUUCUCAACAAAUCAGUUCUAUUCCUUCAAGAAACAUAAGUGCUGUUGCCAAUGACAGGAAAAUGAUGUGACUCGAGUGAUAUGAAACCUACUUCAACUCCUUAUCGGUCAAAGAACGAAGUCUCCGUUUUAGAAACACGACGCGACUCGUUUCGCUUUCCAUUAGAUCUCCGAAUGAGAGGAAAAUUCUAGCCUCGACUGGCACAUUUUGUACGUGCAACCAGCACAGAUUUUCACCUCCCCGCGCGCGGCAGCCGAAUCUUCCUCAGUCCAAUUUCGCUCUUCAUUGAAUUCUGUAGGUCUUGAAUUGUUCAAAGGCAAACCGAGUGGCCUUACUUCAAAUCCCACAAUAAGUUUAAUGCCUUAGUAAAAGGUCAGUUCAAGGUGUUAAUCAAGGAUUACGUUAAUUCCGGACCUAAUCAGUUGCCUCAGGGACAGAAGACGAGAUAGCGAAAACACAAAUCGAGGGAUACAAGGGUACACCCUUUUCAACUUUUCGGAAAUUUGCCCACAAUUUUUUUCGCUUUUAAGAAUUAAUUCAGUUCAUUUUAAAAAUAUUUUCAUGAUAUACUUGAAGAUUUACAAAUGACCAGCAACAAAUGUGUCAUUUUCAGAGGGUGCAGAGAUCGUUUGUUCGGUAUUUUACAUAAUUGACCCUUGGCCAAUAAAUGCUCUAUUGCGGUUUGUUAAACCCAAGAUUGGACCUUGGUCCCAGACUUUUGGUUCAAAGAAAACUCGGUGCUUUUUUAAACAAUCUAAAGUUUUCGGAUGCCUUGUCGAGCGUAACGGAUAAAAUUAACCUUGGCCCUUGGAAAAUACUGCCACCGACUGAACUCGAUUUACCAAGAUAUGCCCUAGUUACUGUAUUUUAAGAUAUAUUGAGCCAUUUUGGAAGUCGUUCAUCUCAAGUGGGCCUUCAAUGAAAUGUUAAAUUACCAUAAAUAUUUCAUUAUCAUAAUUGUUGUUUAUGUUGAAAGAAGUGUAAAAAUAAACCUUACAAUACUGUGGUUUCCCGAGCUUACGCACUGAAGUGCAUUGCCUCUUGGAAUAGGCGACGAGAUCUCUCGUUUUUGGUUUGAGUAGUGCCACGAAAUCACGCUUAAUUCAGCGACUGACUAGGACCUAGCAAGCAGAUCGAGCAAAGUUGUAUAAAUAAAUGCUUAAAACAUUGACCGAGGGUUUCAAUAACACAGCAAAUACACAAGAUGCCACGGAUGGGCAAAACUAAAUAAGAUUGAAACGGAUUGCAAUUGGGGUUUUGAAAACUGCCGAUCCUUGAAGUUUUCGAUCUUUCAGAAGUUUGAUAUCUGCGGUUUGUAAAUGAAAUCAGUCAAGCGAGGUGUAACGCGCAUGGCAAACUAGGCAAUUUCUUCGAUGAAUGUUAAGUACCAUUGUAAGGACGAUUAGUUGGGGGAAAAUGCAAACAAACAAAAAAUAAAUUAAACUAAUCGAAAUAGACUGGACUCAAUUAAACAGCUGCUUUAUGUAAAAGGUAAGUGAAAGAAAUGACUUCCUUUUGAUUAUAAACAUGCAUAGUCUAUUUAAAACUGCGGAGGCGUUUUUGCAGCUUGAGGAUAACCUGCUGAAACAUUUUUAAUGACUUCACUAUACACAAAUUUUAUCAUUCAAAAUCCGAAAAUCCCCAUGGAUUUUAUUUCACUCUAGUUAACAUGAACGGAAUCGGCGUCUGACAUCCCUUGAAAUUGAUGCAAAAUGAGUCCUGCAAAACGCAUUUUUUCUUUUCUUUUUUUCUUAAUUUCUUUCAUUUUCUUUUUCCCACAAUAUCUUCCGGCAGCGUCUUUCACAAUUUCACUGAAUUCUUGUCUGAUAAUGUGACUGGCAUAAAAGCAAUAUUUUUCAUUCAAAAUACUUCUUCGUUUAUCAUGAACUAUUUCCUUUUACGAUCAAGCAGGUUCUUCUUUAUAUAAGAGCACUUGAAUAGAUUCUACAAUUAGUUCAGCUAUUUUUGAACACAAAGUGCCAAAACACUAUAAUACAGACGUUUCGGAUUUAGCCUUUAGCCAGUGGAAAAUUCAAGUUGAGCCGGUAUGCGACACGAUGGCAAAGGAAAUCCGAGCAUGGAAGUCAGAGUUCAAGCCGAGCGGUUGACUGGUUUCCAGGCUCUAUAAGUUUCUCGGUUAGUCGGGACGUAACUGACAGAAAAUCAAACAAAAUCGGCAAACAUUAGACAAAAGGCCUGCUCUACUUUACAUUUGGCUUUUAGAACAUAUUUAACCCAUCCUCCCCCCAAAAAAAAACUAGGGUCAAGGUUCAAAAUUUCAUUCGGUCAUUUUUUUUUUUCGAGCAAAGUAUCGUUUACGGUCAAGUUCCAAAACUGACUACCCUCCGAAAGUAUCAAUACACAAGCCUGAUGAUUGAUGUUAUUUUAAAUGUCAAAAACGAGAAAUGUAAGAAAAGCUCCUAAGCUUAUUUUAGAUGUUUUAGCUCAGAGCUUGUAAAGCGGCAGUUUACGGCCUGGUAAACACUAUAGAUGAUGUAACGGUAACCUGACCUUAAAAAUGUGGACGAUGGUAUGAAUAAAGCUUUACCUUACUUUGCAUCUUUCACGGGGAGAUUUUUAUCUUUUUUUUGUGUCCCUUAAGUUCUAUGUAAAGAAAUAAUUUGUACUCGGAUAUCCAGCGUUCCCGGCCUCGCCUUUACAUUCACACUGCGAACAAUUCGCCGGCAUCAAUUGUUUUCUAAUUACAUUUGUAGUGGCUUUAUUUGAUCAUGUUUCACACGUUGUCUAUAAAGUAAGGUUUUUGACCCGGAAACUAAAGAACGUUUACAGAGUAACAACCUCUUGAAAAUAGAGCCAAUAACUCUCGAAACUUACUCUUUCGAUCGACCUAAGAACUCGUGCCCAGUUCCCGCUCUCAAAGAUAACUAAAAUGGCAUCGACCACGUUGUUGGUACUGGAGCCGCGAACAGGAGCGAUUUUAAACACGUAGAAACCGAAGGCUGGAAAGUAAUGCAACAAAGCUCGUUUACCCUAUAGUUAAAAGUAUUAAUAGAGAUUUUAGGACAGAACUGGGUGUGAUUUCAAAAAAAAGGACUAGAUAGAUUAGUAUUUUUAACCAUAUUUUUUUGUUGAGGAAAACACACGCGGGACCGAAAAAAGUAAAUAUUUCUUGUUAAAGUAAUUUUAUAAAAGCCUUUUUUAAAAAAGUGAGCACAAAUUUGAAAAUGGGCAUGGCCCGGGCUUUUUUACGUAGGAUCGUAAAUAAGAAUGUCGUGUUUACUCAUGUAUAAGGCCUAGUUCCUAGCGGGCAAUAUUCCGAUUUUUUAUCAUUCAGCAUAGCGUUAGGGGCUAUCAAUCAAAGGAAUACCCAUGGGAGAAUUUUCCCCAAGUUUUCGAACUAAGAUGCACUUGACGUUCUACAAUGUGAAGGUACUCACAAAAUGGCCUUUCAGUGAAGAGCAAGAAAGAGACAUGAAUUUAUUCUUCAUAGGGUCGGCAAACAAUUACGAAUAGUAGUAGUAGUAGUAGUAGUAGUAGUAGUAGUAGUAGUAGUCUUUAUUUCCUCACAAGAUAGAAAAUACAUAUCUUAUGUUACAAUAUUUGAGUAAAAAAUAUAUAUAUCUAAGUUAUUUACAAUAAUAAAAUAAAAACAAAGAGCUACGCUCACAUAGCUAAAUUGUAUUUAAAAAUUAAGCGAUUAAUGUACGAGUUCUUGAAUCUAUCUGUAUUAACUUUCGGAUACUGACUUAUUCGAUUCCUUAAAUUGUAAGUCGAUACUUUCUUCUUGGGCAAUAGUCCCCUUAGAGGGUGUCGGUCUAUGCCAGAUACCUUACGAAAGACUUUUCUAUCCUGCUUUUCUAGAAGGUGCUUGAUAGAAAAUGAUUUAGAUGUAUAUUUACGUUUGUAACAUCUAUCUAGAAAACAAUGCAUUGCAAACCAAGAAUACACUAGACGGAUAUAUUUUUAGCCCUUUUUUUCCCGAAUAAAGUUGACUGUAAAUCCUGAAAGAUUUCUCAUUGGUUUACCUCAGUACUAUCCUAUUAGUUUUAACUGACUGAAUUCAAAGGGAGUUAAAAAGACAAAACCGGCUCUCAUGCAUGUAGCAGUCCCAUGCUUAUCCGUCGAGGGUGCAGUUCUUCAGCCAGUGCACCUCGCAGGAUACACUGAAAUCGAGCGAAUGUCCUCUUUUUGCCACAGAAUUAAAACAAGAAAGCAGGAUGGCCUCAAACUUAAACCCCGACGCACAGUUCUCGAAAUUUGUAUUAUUCAGUUUUUAACACUGAAAAUGUUUUUACAAUGUUUUUACAAACUAUUGUCGACUCUUUCUAAAAUGGGCGUGUCCGCCUGCCAUUUGUUAGAUGGUCGCCACGCGAACAAAUCAUUUGAUUUCUCUCUUCGUACACCAGUUUACCUAUACAAUACCCAACGUCAUAUUUGCAGGAACACAGGAGCAAAUUUGACUGGCUUGUUAACGAAAUGCUGUACAUCAAACAAUUAAGACCGCGCUUGAACAUACACUAACAGAUUCAAUCCAUGCGAAAGUCUUCUUCGUCUAGCUCUACAUCAUUUAUGCAAAUUUACUGCAUAGACUCUUUUCUUUCCCGUAUUUAUUUAAUCCCGAUUCCUUGAUAGUGGCGUCAUGAGGUCGCAGAAACGUUGGAACAUUUUCUCGUUAGUUUUUACAUGUGUAUGAUUCUCUAAAUCAUUAUUAAUAACAAGUUAUUUUUUUUCUUAGUUUUCAGAAUGGCGAUCCGCAACUACGAAGCAUCCUACAAGAAGUACUUUCCAGAUACCUACGAAAAGAUCGGUAAAGAUUCUACACAUGAUGAAGUUCGGCAACUUUACGACGAGUGGGCAGUCAAAUAUGACGAGGUACGUACAGCUUAUUAAUCCAGCCGAGUGUCACUGGCUAAAGAGUCUCCCCGCUACCGUCAUAACCAAGAAAUCCGUAUAGUGUAUACAGUGUAUACCCGGCCGUCGACUGCCGCUUGUAAGCUCCGGGCUAACACAUCUUCGUAAGGGGUGUUAGAAACACUUAUAAACGGAGGGGCUUAUAUCCGCAUCGAAACAAGUUACAGCAGUGCCGAUCAAAGACUGGUUUUCGAUUAAGGUUAAAAAGGUAAUCAUAAAUCGAAUUAUCAUUCGAAGCAAAUUUUUCUUUCUUUUCAUUGGCCGAGAACCCACCACAUGACCUUUAAAUAACUGCCUAUAAAUAAUGGUCUGCUCAUGCGCAAUUUCGUCCAACUGUGUUUGGCUGCAAAUAAUAUUCUGCACAUGCGUAAAGGAAACCGUGCUUUUCUCCUUCUUGCAAUCGCUCUUGCGUGAAAAUGGCAGAUCGCUUCGCUUCCCGAGGAUAUUCAUUAAAAAAACAAACUCGGUGAUCGAAUGAUGAAACAACUAUUGAACUCGGUUAUCGCAAAAUAUCGUGAUUUGUCAGUGUCUGCUCGCCACAGAAAAAUCACGAUAUUUUGCUCAACCUCGUCCAAUAAUUGUUAAUUGUUUUCAAUGUAUUCGGAGGAGAAUAAAUAUUCUCUAAUUAAAUUCGCUGCCCAAAAAUACAAGACAAAGAAGUCGUCAGUUAGAUUAUUUUUGGGAGGGAGAGAAGCGACGACCGAAUACGUCUGCUGUUCGCAGGCUAGUCGUAAGUGUGUUCGUGUUUACUGAAUGGAAUGACUAAGUAAAGUAACAUAGUUUUCUGCUUUUACAUAGGGUACUCACACCGUUGUGUUGUUUGAAAAUAUGUAUUUCCAUUGCUCUUACUCAAUAAAAACGAAAAUAUUGUCAAUGCUAAAAUUAAUUCCCAGUAAGAAAGGCCAAUGUUUCCUAAUCGAAAAAUUAGUUCCCCCAAAGCACAAAAAAUCGCCAAUCCGCAAAAAUAAACUCCCGAAAAAAUUUCGUAGCGCGCGGUAUAUCCGAGGGGAGAGGGGAGGGCUUAUAAUUGGAUGUAUGUUUCUGUUGACAAGCGCAGGUGGGCUUAUACCUUGGGGACUUAUGAGUGGGGAAAGGGUCAUGCGGUACGACUUCCGCCGGUGAGUAGAUGUUACAGUCGAUAAGGCUGUCCAUACGAAGCUCGGCAACUUUGGGGCAACUUUUCAGAUUUCAGAGUUUAUUAUUUUAUGUUAUUACAAUAACUCUAAGGUCCUCGUCCACACGUAUCCGGUAUUUUUUUAAAACAAAGAUUGUUCUCUCAGUUUUUGUCGAGUAUGGUUUUAUCUGGCUGGGCAGAAUCAGGGGGGGGGGGGGGGGGGGGAGGCCGUAAGCUAGCUUCCCCAAUCUCCCUGGCACAAAGCUUUAUCGAACACAAACUAAUUUGCUUUCCAUUGAUGUGAUCUCUUCAGCAAAUUGAUGCAGCUGGUGUCGCGUUCCACAAACCACUCUCUGACUACAUGAACAGUUUUGCGAAGGAAAGUUUUCCCAGCAUUCCUAAAGAUCAGCUGAAAAUCCUCGAUGCUGGAGCUGGAACUGGGCCAAUAGGGAUCGAACUUGAUAAACUCGGUUACACUUGUGUCCACGCGCUUGAUAUCUCGGAAGAAAUGCUGAAUGUAGCGAGAAAGAAAGGCGUGCCAUACAAGAGGUUUAUCUGCGCAGCUCUGACGGAGAAGAGGGUAUGCGAAGUUGAAACAGGAGAAUUCGAUGUUGUGAUUGCCGCUGGUGCUUUGAUAAUGGCAAACGUGCGACCAGAAGCUUUCGUGGAGAUAGUAAGAAUGGUGAAGAAGGGUGAGCUGGUUUCUCUGUCUUUGAGGGAGAGUUAGAUCUAAGGAGACGGGCUUUACGAACCUUCGCUUUCGCUGUGAUAAAAACGUAUCUAAAAAUCAAAAAGCUCUACCGCACAUUCUUCUACGUAUUUUUAAGGCAUAUCUGGCUCCCGGGUGAAGUAGAAAGGGGACAGGGGUGACUUCCGUGUGUUAAGGGGACAGACGCCCCUCCCAUUUGGUUGAACAAAGUACGAAUCGGUUUAGACUGGAAAUAAACAGUUUUUAGCUUUACACCGUUUGCGUUUUACUGAGCAAAAAUAUUAUUUUUACCUUACAAACCCCUAGCUAUAGAUUCCACUUAGCUCAACGUAGGUUUUGUUUCUUUUAUCGUACAUAGGUGGUCUCGUCUGCUUUUUGCUCCGGUACAAUGAAGUAGAUCACUAUGAACCCAAGAUGACGGAGCUAGAGAAAGAAGGAAUAUGGGAAAAACUUGGAACCAAGAAAAUCCCUUACUUUAAUCAGGAGGAUUUGCCCAGUUAUGGCCAUGGAUUUGUGUACAAAGUUUUGAAGAAAUGAACUAUAACGUGAAGUAAUGGCCGGGUCAAUAUACGGCUUAAUUUUAAGCAUUGUAACCUAAGAAUAGGCUAGGCUGGCGGUGACUUUCUUUUGAAAGAAACUUCAGUUCCGUUGAAAUGUAUAAGAACAUAAUUUAGAGUUUAAAAGCAAUGAGGUUUCCGUCAAAACCAGGCCACCUCUUGCCUCCUAACGUCCAUUCAAGGCUAGUUUACUUAGUAGAAAACCUUCUGAUAC